Messenger RNA from Anoplophora glabripennis (Asian longhorned beetle), 372 nucleotides. RefSeq names its product guanylate cyclase soluble subunit beta-1-like. Gene Ontology annotation, biological process: response to oxygen levels; cGMP biosynthetic process. Lineage: Eukaryota; Metazoa; Arthropoda; Insecta; Coleoptera; Cerambycidae. The transcript is spliced from 3 exons. The record is from RefSeq and is a predicted model, not a curated record. Gene Ontology annotation, cellular component: guanylate cyclase complex, soluble. Gene Ontology annotation, molecular function: guanylate cyclase activity. The coding region runs from base 1 to 372 and encodes 123 amino acids.
AUGGCGCCCCCUUUAGAACCGUUUAAUACCAGCAAUGAUGCCACUUACGGCGUUUGUAUUGCUAGGAAUUUCAAUAAUAAAAUAACUAUUGGUAUCCACACGGGCGAAGUCGUAACUGGAGUGAUAGGUCAAAGAAUGCCUAGAUUUUGUCUUUAUGGAAAUACAGUUAAUUUAACUAGCCGUACCGAAACGACAGGUCAACAAGGUAAAAUAAACAUCACAAAAGAUGUUUACACAAUUUUAUGUGAUAGAUACAAUUAUGACGAACAGUUUUAUUUUGAAUAUAGAGGUCCAAUAAUCAUGAAAGGAAAAUCAGAACCUAUGGAUAUAUAUAUUUUGUCAAGAUCUUCAUUAGAACAAACGAAUAAAUAA